CGAACAGUAGAAUUAAUUUAAAAUAAUGCGUUUGAAUUUUACGUUAUUAAAUUGUACAAUUUUGAAAUAAUUUGUUUUCACUGAAUCAUUGAUUACUAUAAUAAAAAACAUAGCUAUUAUAAAGUUGAUAAAUUUUUUGACAGCUGUUGAAAAGUUAGGUUAUGAAUGAGAAACAUAAAUGUGUGUAUGUGAAUCGUAAGAAUUGUAUCAGCGCCCCCUUUUUCCUGUAACUACACGUUGAAUGAUACUGUCAUGAAACUGUAAUGCUAAUACCUUCUAAAAUAACAUUUUCGUGGACGUCCCACGACCAAGAAUAGCUAAAAGAGUGAAGAGUGAAAAAGAGAUUUUUCUUUAAUCGAGAAAAAGAAGAGAGAUUUUCCAACUCGUGUAUAUGGGGCCAGAACCGUUUGUUAAGCGAGGGAAAUCGCACCCAGUGGAAGUGAAGUGAGGUGGUUUUUUUCUCGCCAAAGUGGAGGAAUAACGAAAAGUUUCGCAAAGUGGUUUACAAAGUGAGUUCGUCGCCGCGACAACAUGUCUCUCGAAACCAGGUCGAGCUCUGCGCUCUUCAAGCGGGCGGAACAGCUCAAGCGAUGGGAACAAUCGGACACAAAUCGCGAGCCGGCUCAGCCACGACAGAUCGCGAGGAAAAUCAAGUUUUCCGCGGACUGCGUGUUUUUGGCGGCGUGUGCCGCGGGCGAUAAGGAGGAGGUGAUACGCCUUUUGCAAAAGGGGGCUGACAUCAACACGGGCAACGUCGACGGCCUCACUUCGUUGCACCAGGCAUGCAUCGAUGAUGAUUUAGAUAUGGUGGAGUUUUUAGUUGAACAAGGCGCAGAUAUAAAUCGUGGAGAUAAUGAGGGCUGGACACCUUUACAUGCCACUGCCUCCUGCGGAUUUAUUUCAAUUGCUAAAUACUUAAUUGAACAAGGAUGUAAUCUCGCUGCAGUAAAUAAUGAUGGCGAAUUGGCUCUCGAUAUCGCAGAAAGCGAUGAAAUGGAAGAUAUGCUCCAACAGCAUAUUAAUAAAGCAGGUAUAGACUGCGAUCAAGCUAGAAGUGAAGAAGAGAGAUCGAUGCUAAAUGAUGCAAAAGCUUGGAGAUCCGGAGCUUUUGGUAAAGAUACAGUACAUCCUAGAACAGGAGCAACUGCAUUGCACGUGGCUGCUGCCAAGGGCUACAUAAACGUCAUGAACAUUUUAUUGCAAGCUCGAUGUGACGUGAACGCCCAGGAUUAUGACGGAUGGACGCCUUUGCAUGGAGCAGCACAUUGGGGCCAAUUAGAAGCUUGUAAACUCCUUGUAGAAAAUUUCUGUGAUAUGGAUAUUAAGAAUUAUGCUGGUCAGACGGCAUUUGACGUGGCUGACAGUGACAUCCUGAAAGGUUUAGAAGAACUAAAGAAGAAGCAACAAAUUUUAUUUAAAGACCAUCCUCAAAUCAUUAACAAGAAGCAACAGGCAAUACCAAAGAAACGUGUAUCUACAAAUAAAGAAAAUACAGUGAGUGAUCAGGAAGGUGUAGAAAUUUAUGAAGAAGAAACACCGAACAAAGUUAAGAAAGUUGAAUUAGAAAUUCAGUCUGAUAAGGAGGAAUCUAGUACGGGAACUAAUAGUGAAGUCGAGAAAAAGAAUAGAGUGAAUAGAGAUGAAACAGCUUCACAUAGUCCAACACCUUCCAUAGAGAGCAACAAAGUUCCUAAUCAGGCUUCAAUCAUGCCAAGUAAACAAGAGACUGAGAAUAACGAUGAAGGUUCCAUUCCUUCGUGGAGACGUUCUGGAUCUUUUAGAAAUAGAAAUCAAGAUUCAGAACCUGUUAAUUCUUUAUCUUCUAAAAUAGAAGAGAAGGAAAAGUCUAUAAAAUCGUCACAAUCACCAGUAAAAAUGAGAGAAGAACCUGAGGUGGUUUUGAGAAGAACCCACAGUUUCGAAACUGAUGAAAAGUUCUAUGAGCAGUACUUGGCAUUGCGAGCUCGUAUCAAGGCAUCUUCCUGCCCCACUCUCCAUCGUUGCAACCCAUCUUCUCCUACUCAUAACAACGCUGUGACCGCUCGCUCUGCGUCCCUGCGUGAAACCUUCAGGAAAAAGGACAUUAAAUUGAAUUUAGAUUUAUCAAAAGUACCUCAAGGGAAUAAUUUAUCGCAAUCGCUUUCUAAUAAAUCUUCGCCGGUCUCUUCACUGCCAGCAUCAACGAAUUUCACUACCACAACUACAACUGUAACUAGUCCACUUCCUGGAAAUCAAAUUCGCAGGUCUUUUGUGCCUCCGGUGAGAGAUGAAGAGAGUGAAACUCAGAGGAAGGCUCAUGCAAAGAGAGUGAGGGAGACGCGACGAUCGACCCAAGGUGUUACAUUAGAUGAAAUCAAAAGCGCUGAACAAUUGGUGAAAAAGAAGCAGCAGCAAAAUAAUGAUUCCCCUACUCCUACGGCGCCUUCGAUUCAGCCUGCGACUUCUGUGAGCAAUACCGCCUCGAUCACAGCUACCAUAACAACAGCUACGCCAACAACAGUGACAACAAGCAAAGCAUCCGAGGAGACUAAUUUGCCUGAGAGACGGCCGUCCUGGAGACUCAGGGUAGAUAACGGAAGCAAGUUCCAGUUAGAGGAUGCAAAUAAUAGAUCCAGCGAUGCAACGGCCUACAUUCGAAGACCUUCCGGUGGCUCUAACACUCCAAGGCCUAGUUCAGCUCCAGUUGACACUAUCACCGCCAGCACAGCUGAAACAACGGUCACUUUGCCUCUCAGAAGACCCUUGAAACCUCCAGAAGAUAAAGAACAAGACAAGGAGAAUGACAGUAGAAACGCACAAGCAACCCAAGCAGUUAUACAAAGGAGGCGAAGGCCAAAAAGAAGAUCAACCGGUGUGGUGCACGUGGAUAUGGACGAGAUAGAUCCUGAAAAGCAAGAUGUUUCAGCGGGUGGUGACUGCGACGAUUCGAAAAUUAAUAAUAAUGAGAGUGGGCAAGAGCGAUCAGGAAGAUCAAGUAGGCUAGGAUCAGUUUCGUCUAUAUCCUCAGAAACUCCUUCGCUGCCAACGAGAACAAAAUCUGUGACCUCGGAGAAUGGGGAGCUUGACUACAAAAAAUUAUACGAAGAAUCACAGGCAGAAAAUGAGAGGCUUCGAGAGAAACUUCGAAGAUCUGACGAACAAUUAAGAGAAGUUCGCGGUCUUCUGGAUAAAGCGCAAAGUACUCAAAAUAAAAAUAAUCUUUCGGAAAUGGAGAAAAGAGAGAGGAGAGCUAUGGAAAGAAAACUCUCGGAAAUGGAAGAAGAGCUUAAGGUGAUGGAGCAAUUGAAAUGUGAAAAUCAGAAAUUAAAGGAUGAAAACGGUGCCUUGAUUCGAGUGAUCAGCAAGUUAUCCAAGUAACUAAUGAUCCCACAGUUAAAAAGGCUACCCUAUCGCUUUAUCCAUCUCGUACUAUAUAUAUAUAUAUAUUAAAAAUUAAUUAUUAUUUUAUCUCGACAAGAAUCGACGUACUUCGAAAAGGAUUGAUCUUUGUGUUAGCUGUUUAAUUUAUUUUAAUCGAAUCAGUUACUCUUGUGGCUGUGCCAAAUGCGAAUGAGUAACUUCAUCUUUUUUAUUCCUUCGAUUUGGAAAAUUCAAGGAAUGCAGAAUGUCUAUUUAAUUUCUUUUUUCAUCGCCAUUUAAUGGAUUUUCUUCUUUCAAAUAAUUUUGACGUGAUUGUAAAUUAAAAGAAAAAAAAACAAGUUUUGAUCAUUCGAAAAGAUAGAAUUUUUUUU
Messenger RNA from Leptopilina heterotoma, 3731 nucleotides. It is a transcript of the gene Mbs, whose product is annotated as protein phosphatase 1 regulatory subunit 12A. The record is from RefSeq and is a predicted model, not a curated record. Gene Ontology annotation, cellular component: cytoplasm. Gene Ontology annotation, molecular function: enzyme inhibitor activity; protein kinase binding; phosphatase regulator activity. Lineage: Eukaryota; Metazoa; Arthropoda; Insecta; Hymenoptera; Figitidae. The coding region runs from base 532 to 3357 and encodes 941 amino acids. The transcript has 19 exons. Gene Ontology annotation, biological process: signal transduction.